Cebus imitator (Panamanian white-faced capuchin) is the source of this 2066-nucleotide messenger RNA. It is a transcript of the gene KCNJ4, whose product is annotated as potassium inwardly rectifying channel subfamily J member 4. Gene Ontology annotation, biological process: regulation of monoatomic ion transmembrane transport; potassium ion import across plasma membrane. Gene Ontology annotation, cellular component: plasma membrane. Gene Ontology annotation, molecular function: inward rectifier potassium channel activity. The record is from RefSeq and is a predicted model, not a curated record. The transcript is spliced from 2 exons. NCBI's taxonomy places the organism in Eukaryota, Metazoa, Chordata, Mammalia, Primates, Cebidae. Bases 263 to 1597 code for a protein of 444 amino acids.
GGAGCGGCGCGGGACGGCCCGGACGCGGGAAGACCCCGAGACCCAGGCGCAGACGGAGCGGCAGCCGGGGAGGGGGGCGCGGGCCGGCCGGCCGGCCGAGUUCGCGGGCAGGGGACGCCGGGACUCCCCUCUCCGCGCCCGGGACGCCGCCCGCCGGAUCGCGCCGUGGGAUGUAGCGCCCGCUCGCCGCCUCCCGGACUCUCGUCGGACCCUCCGCCCAGCGGCCCUGCGUCUUCCCAGGUGACCACGCCGGCUUCAGGACAUGCACGGACACAGCCGCAACGGCCAGGCCCACGUGCCCCGGCGGAAACGCCGCAACCGCUUCGUCAAGAAGAACGGCCAAUGCAACGUGUACUUUGCCAACUUGAGCAACAAGUCGCAGCGCUACAUGGCGGACAUCUUCACCACCUGCGUGGACACACGCUGGCGCUACAUGCUCAUGAUCUUCUCCGCGGCCUUCCUCGUCUCCUGGCUCUUUUUUGGUCUCCUCUUCUGGUGCAUCGCCUUCUUCCAUGGUGACCUGGAGGCCAGUCCAGGGGUGCCCGCGGCGGGGGGCCCAGCGGGUGGCAGCGGGGCGGCCCCAGCAGCCCCCAAGCCCUGCAUCAUGCAUGUGAAUGGCUUCCUGGGUGCCUUCCUGUUCUCCGUGGAGACACAGACGACCAUCGGCUACGGGUUCCGGUGCGUGACGGAGGAGUGCCCGCUGGCGGUCAUCGCCGUGGUGGUCCAGUCCAUUGUGGGCUGCGUCAUCGACUCCUUCAUGAUUGGCACCAUCAUGGCCAAGAUGGCGCGCCCCAAGAAGCGGGCACAGACGCUGCUGUUCAGCCACCACGCGGUCAUCUCGGUGCGCGAUGGCAAGCUCUGCCUCAUGUGGCGCGUGGGCAACCUGCGCAAGAGCCACAUCGUGGAGGCCCAUGUGCGGGCCCAGCUCAUCAAGCCCUACAUGACCCAGGAGGGCGAGUACCUGCCCCUGGACCAGCGGGACCUCAACGUGGGCUAUGACAUCGGCCUGGACCGCAUCUUCCUGGUGUCACCCAUCAUCAUCGUCCACGAGAUCGACGAGGACAGCCCGCUCUACGGCAUGGGCAAGGAGGAGCUGGAGUCGGAGGACUUCGAGAUCGUGGUCAUCCUGGAGGGCAUGGUGGAGGCCACCGCCAUGACCACCCAGGCCCGCAGCUCCUACCUGGCCAGCGAGAUCCUGUGGGGCCACCGCUUUGAGCCCGUGGUCUUCGAGGAGAAGAGCCACUACAAGGUGGACUACUCGCGUUUUCACAAGACCUACGAGGUGGCCGGCACGCCCUGUUGCUCGGCCCGGGAGCUGCAGGAGAGUAAGAUCACCGUGCUGCCCGCCCCACCACCGCCUCCCAGUGCCUUCUGCUAUGAGAACGAGCUGGCCCUCAUGAGCCAGGAGGAAGAGGAGAUGGAGGAGGAGGCGGCUGCAGCGGCUGCAGUGGCCGCGGGCCUGGGCCUGGAGGCGGGCUCCAAGGAGGAGGCGGGCAUCAUCCGGAUGCUGGAGUUGGGCAGCCACCUGGACCUGGAGCGCAUGCAGGCCUCCCUCCCGCUGGACAACAUCUCCUACCGCAGGGAAUCUGCCAUCUGACCUCCAGGCCCAGCCACGCCACUGCCCGCAAGAGCCUCUGCCGGGCGUGGGAUGCCAGGACACCCCCUCCACACUCAGGACAGAGCUGACCCUGGCUCCCUGGACCUUCUGGAGGAAGGUGGGGUUUCAAAGACUGGGGGACCCCUUCCUCCUGACCCCAGCACCCAGGCCUGGGAAGAGCUCGGCCCCAUCAGCCUGAGUUCCCCCAGCGCCUACUCCUGGUGGCUCUGGGUCCAGGACCCACCACCCUUCCCCCACUGACUCUUCACGGACGUGCCCUCUUUGCUCUCAGAACCUUGGGGAAGGUGGCUGGACCACUGGGUGAGGGACAUCUCGGGGUUUCAGGGCGGGCAGGGGGUGAGUUUGGGGAGGGAGGGAGGGGGGUGCGUUUCUUUUGCAUGACUGUGGCCUGUUGCUCAUGACUUUCUUUUGUAAAUAUCUAUAAAUGGAGACAGAUGGAGACACCAAA